AUGGUUUUAAAACUUUUGAAUAUUUUAAUAAUCUAUGUUAUUGGUAGUUUUCUAUCAACAAAUCAAGUAGUAGAUUCUCAGGUGAUUACUUUUAUCUCACCACUCGUCGGUUACAAAUUUACUACUCCAAAAUUCACCAUUAGAGGAACUGAUUUUGCCUUUAACCCGGUACUCUCUAUUGCAAAUGUUAUUCAGCCUUUAAAGAUAUUCAAUGUCAUUCCCAAUGAUAUUUCAACUUUUAUAUGGGACAUAACUAAUCCAAAUCGUUUAGAUAAGAACUUUAUUUCUGUUACCUAUGGUAGUAAAGUCAUAUUUCCAAUAUUGCCUUUUGAAGAUGCUUUUUAUCUAUUUGCAUUUCCUACAAUAAAUUCAUUCACUCCUGAAUUUUAUUAUCCAAGAGGUCUUGACAACCAAGUAGAAUUGACUAUUAAUGGAGAGUAUUUAAAGUUAUCACCAAAUGAUCCUCAUCCUACUGUAUUCUUUAGAAAUACACUAGAAGAUGCCCAACUUACAGUUAUCAGUUCUACUCCAAAUCAAGUCAAAUGUACCAUACCUAGAUACCCUAAUGAUGUAGAGGUUGAUUUUUCAAUUGUUGUGAUUCCUCCAGGUCUUGCGAAUGGAGCUCUUGCUCCACGUCUCUUUUAUUAUGUAUUACCACUCCAGAAAAGUGUUGAACCUUCAAGAGGAACGACCAACUUUCAACAGAUCACAAUUACUGGAAAGUUCUUCAUUGAGAACCCUCAAUCCUAUGUUAUUACUGUAGACGGUACGGAGUGUAAGAUUAGUAAACGUUCACCAACCAAGACUAUAUGUGAUUUUUUUUAUUUAAAAUACGUUCCACCUGGUACUUCAGUUUCACUUCCAAUUAAUUCAAUAAUCGAUGGUCAAACUGUUCAUGGUCUAGUUAAUUACAUGAUAUAUGGAAAUUUUCUUGGUCAGGCUUCAAGUGUCAUGAUUGGUCCUGUAAUAUGUGAUAUUCAAUCAGUGGAUAAUGAUAGAAUUGAGUGUGUUUGCAAUUCCAAAGGUAAUUAUGUUGGUGAAAAAUAUGUAUUGGUAAUAAUGCCAAGCAGUAGUAUUUUUGCUAAGGACAAUUUUGUAUUUUACCAACGACCUUCGAUAACUAAAAUAUCACCAACCCAUAUCUAUGAUAGCGGUGUUUGGGAUAUUAAUGUUUUUACGGAACGAUUCACAAAGGACAACUAUGUUGUUGUCGAUGAUGAACCAGUUGAUGUCAUCACUGUAUCUGAAACCGUUUACAAAGUCAACGUAGAUCAAUCUAUUUUCAAAAUGCCAGUUGGUGAUAAUUAUAGAGUGACAAUCAAUUCACAUUCUGACGAUACAAUUAUCUCCGAUCCAAUGAUCUUAUCCGUUGUUGAAUCAAGGGCAACUAUUAUUCCAUAUGGUUCAUACAUCUUCUCAGAGACACCAGUGGAGGUAGAGUUUCUAAAUCUUCCAAUUGUUAUUUCAUCCACUGUUGCAAUCACAGCUACCAUCAAUGACCAGCAAAUCAACGGCAUAGAAAUUGUCAAUCCAACAAAAAUAUCAUUUACCAUUCCACCAAGUACUUGGCAAAAUAAGAAUGUUGAUAUUUCCAUCAACUUUCCAUAUAACAAAUACUCAUUUCUAUUCGAUUUCACCUACGUGGAACCAACUUUCACUGAUUUUAUUAAGCCAGAACUCACUCUCUGGCAAGGUGGUGGAUACUUUGAAUUUCAUGGUCAAUUUUUGAGUCUAAUCUCAUCCAUUAAAUUGGGGGAUGUUUAUAUUGACAGAUCCAUAUGCACUGAUUUUACAGAUACUUUAAUUAAAUGUUUAAUUCCAGCGAAUACUCCAGCUCUCUACAAUUUGGUUUUGUAUGUCAAAGACAACUUCAAUAUAGUUCAUUCAUAUGAAAAUCCACAGUGGUUUAUUGAAUACCAAGGACCAUCCAUAGAAUCAAUUUCUCCUCAACGUGGUUCAAAAAGAAUACCAAAUACUCUGUUCAUCUAUGGUAUUAAUUUUAAUAAUGAUCCAAAUCUCGUUCAAGUGACUGUGGGAAAUGUCCAAUGUAAAGAAAUCAAGAUUAUGACACCUGGAGAACUCAUUGCCUGUGAGAUUCCACCAAUGGCCACUGUUGGUUAUUUAGAUGUUAUUGUAACUGUAGAUGGUAUUGCUUCAGAUAGACCAGCUAUGAAAUUUUUUGAUGGUAUCGAUCUUUGGAUGGUAAUUGCAGAUACUUUUAAAAAAAGAAUGUUUGUUCAAAUGUAUAGCUCCAAAGAUAACUCUGACCAACAAUCACAAGUCAAGUACCCAAUGCAACCUACUCAACAAGUUCUCAAUGUUGCCGAAUUGGAACUUCCAGUAGAUCUUUGUCCAAGCCUUUUACUACAUUCAGGAUCCGCUCCAAGAUUUUCAUAUCUACACAAUGAACAUUCAAAAUUAGGUUUUCCAUUUUAUCCAAAAUAUUCAUCUGAAACAGAUAAUAACGGUGAUAAUAAUAGACAUAAUGGACAAGGUCAACGUGGUGGUGGUGCAAUUUGCUUUGUUCAUGAUACUUUGGUUUAUCAAUUCAAUAGAAUGGUUCGAAAAUAUGACACAUACAACUCUAAAGAUCUUCAAACAACUGCAGAUAAUGAUGCAGUUAGUUUAUUCUAUUCAACAUCUGUACCCAUAAAAGUUACAAGGGAAAAUCAACAUCCAACACUCAAUUUUGAGAUUAAGGAUUUCAUUGGAAAUGAACAUUUCUCAAAGUAUCCACCACAAUACAUUAAAAUUAAACCAGAUACUCUUAACAGUGGAUUCGAUAUCACUAUUAAUAUUCAAGCUCUCCGGACAAGUAGAAAUUUUGUAGCUCCACAAGGUGAAAAUCCAGUUGUUUAUGUAGGUGGAGAUGUACCGGGGAGCGAUCAAAUGGAUAUUUCGAAUUAUUAUGCAAAUGAUAUAUUUUCAUUACAUUAUAUUGCAUAUGAUUCUGCUGUCGGAUCUAUUUGUGAUAAUCGAGAAUUACUUUUUAGAUGUACUAGAGAAUUGGCACGUGUUUCACAUAUAGAAACCACUGACAAACCACUUCCAGAUUAUCCACCUAAUGGGGCGGUGGUAAACGCAAGGGCACUCAAAUACAAUCUUGAAGCAGGAGUGAGAAACUUUGCUUUCCCUAAGAAUGGAGAUUUUUCAGUGAUGGAGUUAACUUCACAAUUCCAGAGAAAUUCGCUCAAUACUCAACAACUCUUCAACUAUAUAAUCGAUAAAAAUCUUCAACAAUCUGGUUAUUUUUCACCAGAACCAUCUUGGAUCUUUAGACAAAAUUCAGACCUUUGUAGUGAAGAAAUUGCUUACCUAAUGACCCUUCAAUAUCUAUAUUCCAAAUCUCCGAAUACAGACUCAUUGAUUUAUACAGUUGGUGAAGAUGUUCCAAAUUGGGCAAAUGGUAUUCUAUAUCAAGACAAUGAUCCAAUAAUAUAUGAUUGUUUUUCGAUAGUAACGGGGUUCAAAAAUAUUGAAAAAUAUCCAGAUGUUGGUAAUAUGGAUAAUCCUUCAGAUUCACUUCUAUUUAUGAGAAGUGCAAGUGCUGCUUGGAGUUGGAUGAAUCCAAAAUAUCAAGAUGGUAGCAAUGCUGCAAGAACAAAAGACGAUACAAUUCCAGUUGAAGUAUUGGAAGACCUUAUGAUAAGAGUACUACAGAAUACCCAAGGAACAAUUAGAUCUCUUUCCAAUUUUUUUGAUUUCAUUGGAGAUAAAUACAAAUCUGUAUUGAACUUCAAGACAAUUCUUGAAAGAAACAAUAUUAUUGCAGUUAGUACAGAACAACGUUUAAUAGUUAAUAUAUUACAAAUUAAGCUACCUUCAUCAUUCCUCAAGAGUCAAACUUUCACUUCCACAGUAAACGAUUCAUCUACAAUUAAAUCUCCACUUUUAAUAGAUGAACUUUCAACAAAAUCAGGUAUCCAACAAUUAAUCUCAACCCAACUUAUCAAUGAAAGUGAUGUUUACUCACUGAAUAUCUUCCAAACAGAAAAACUUGAAAUUGCAUUGGACAAAUGGAUUUCUAUUAAAGGCCAAAGUCAAGCAAUUCAAACACUCAUUUGGAAUCCAGUUACUCAAUAUCAUAAUCAACCAAUCAAAUUUAUUCAAGAAUUGAAUCAUUAUCAAAUUGGAAAUAGGAUUGAUCUUAUCUCGCAAUCAAUCGGAACAACUGGAACAAAAAUUACAUUGUCAUCACCACUUUCAAUUGUAUCCAUUACAUUCAUUUUAGAGAGCAUCUUAAUGAGUGACCUAGGGGCAAAAACCAAAAUUGGAGAUCUAGAGAUUUAUUAUCUUCCAAAACCAGAUUCAUAUCAAGGUUACAUUACUGAUGAUUAUGAUGGAAUGAUAAUCUCUACAAUCAAUUCACAACUUUGUGAUAUCCAAAUGAUUACAUUAUCUGACUUCCAAUCAAAUAACUUUGAUUUAACAUGCUCUGGAAUUGGUCCAAUCAUCACAUUUGUCAAUCAAUUAACUGGUAUAACCGAUGGUGGAUAUCCGAUUACUAUAAAUGGUAUCAGAUUCAAUUCUUCAAUGACCGUUUCAAUUCGAGAUAAUGAAUGUAAAUCAACGAUAUUCAUAUCCUCGGAGCUAUUAAUAUGCAUAGUACCAAGUGGAGUUGGAAGGAACAAUGAAAUUCAAAUUUCAACAGAACAAACCAUUUUCAACGUUCAAAGAACUAAAUACUUAUUCUCUUACGGAACUCCACAAAUCAGCAAUGUUCAACCAGAAACCAUCAAGAGUUAUGGAAGUGAUUUUAUGACGAUAACAGGAUCAAACUUUGGAGAUGAUGUAAUGAAAGUUCAAGUAUUGAUCGAUGACAAACUUGAAUGUUUAAUAGAUUUUCUCUCUUCAGAAUCGAUUGUUUGUUUGACACCUCCUGCCAUUGGAGAUCAUCGAUCUGUUACUGUGAUCGUAGCUGAUCAAAGCUCUACAAUAAACAUCGAUACACUCGUACAACAAUCUUUUAGUUUCAGUGGUCCAGAGAUCAUUUCAUUCGUCCCUUCAUCUGGAGAUCCAAACGAUAAGAUUAUCAUUUUGGGUGAAGGAUUUAGAGAUGAAGAAGACUAUGACUUCCUACCACUCUUAUACAUUGGUGAUAAUCAGGUUCAAAUCGAUAACUUUACCAACGAUUUUAUCGAAUUUGAUUUGGAAUAUGAAACUUCAAUUCAACCAUUGAUCAUACAAUCCAGUGAUCAAUCGCUCUAUUCUCAAUUCACAUACUAUCAACCAAUCCUAACACAAUUCAAUAAUUCAUUAGUCAAUACAACAGGUGGAUUAAUCGAAAUCUACGGUGCUGGACUAGGAAUCUCUUUUGAUUAUGUCGAAAUCUACUUGAACGCCAACGAAAUAGAAUGUAAUUCAUUCAACGAGUUUAUUGAAUGUUUAAUACCACCUGGAAUAGGAUCUAAUCUAGUAUUGUCAGCAACUCUAUCAAGCGAACCAAUUGAAUUGACAGACAACUUUACUAUUUCAUACACUGCACCAAAGAUCCUCAGCGCUGAAACUACCGGUAUAAAUACUAUUAAAAUCUAUGGAUUUGAUUUUGUUCCAGUCGAGCUUGGAGUUACAUUCAACGUUUUAGACUCCAAUAUCCAAAUGAUCUAUAGCGAUAGGAAUGAAACCUGUAACGAUUUUAUCUCAAGUGUGCUUGCUGAGUGCUCUUUCAUCGAUAUGCCUCAAGCAGUUCAAAUCAUUGUUGGAGGACAAUACUCAAAUAUUCAUACAUUUUAA
Molecule: messenger RNA, 5733 nt
Organism: Heterostelium album PN500
Lineage: Eukaryota; Evosea; Eumycetozoa; Acytosteliales; Acytosteliaceae
Exons: 8
Coding region: 1-5733 (1910 amino acids)
Biological process (GO): DNA metabolic process
Molecular function (GO): deoxyribonuclease II activity
Source: RefSeq, a predicted model, not a curated record